AUGCCUCAACGACCGGGCGAGGAAAUCCUGGUGAACGUAUUGGCUGAUAUCCAUUACUAUUUCACUACACCCACCCCCAAACCCCUCUAUCAUCGAUUCGAAAAAGGUUCCUACCUAUACAUCUAUCACGAUGCUUCAAAGAACAAAGCACGAAUCGAGAUCGCCAAUAAUGCGGCAACGCCAGAUCAAGAUGCAUUCCAAGGCACAUUAGAUAAUGUCCAUAUACAACACUCCACCCAGUUCCCGACCUUAUGCACCGUGACGGUGGAUGGAUACACAGGUGUUCCCCAACAAGAAGCUUCCCAGUAUGACUGGCGACUCCCAAGCACCGACGGACAAAAUGACUUAAUCCGCUUGAACACGGUCGAUAUCUAUUUCUGGACUGUGGAUGACGCCGACCAAUUCCUCGACUCAGCGAGGCUAGUUCUGGCAACUCCCCAACUAGAAACCGACCGAGACACAGCUGAGCAAUCAGAGCAACCUCUAAGCUCUAUAGUCCAGCAGCUCGAAAGUGUCGCUGUCUCAGACCCCGCAUAUCAGAAUGGCCAAACUCCGGAUUCACGAUUCAACCCACCAGUGGCAGCGGCAGCGGCAGCACCAACAGCGCAGGCCGGUCCAUCGAUCCUCAGUUUCGCUCCGCCUCCAAGCGCCCCAUCAACCCAUCAGCGAUUCUCGUAUGCCGAGAGCAAUUCCCCGGUUUCUCCGAUUGCACCAGAAGAAAGCGAAGAACCGGAAAUCCCAACACCACUUCCCUACAACCCCGCCGCCCCCGCCGCUCCAGAACCCAUCAAGCACCGUGAGAAAACCCCUCCACCCCCAGAGGAUGGCACGGGAACAGGUCUUGCAGCAGCAGCUGCUGCGGACGCAGGAGUGCCAUACACACCACCGCACCAAAGAGGACCCAGUGUCGGGAUUAGCUCGUUCACACCCGGUCCGCAGUCCACCACACUAGGAAUGCCAUACACGCAAACAGGAUACGCCUCCCCACCCCCAAGCGCAGGUCUAGCCCACGCAAAUACAUUUCCCCUCGGAACGAGUUCUGCACUGCAAAGCCCUAUGCUCCCAUCAUACCAGCAAUCUUUCAUGACGGGCCAACAGGUCCCAGCGGGUGGGAUGUCGUUUGCGCCGCCGCCGCAGGAUCCCAAUGCUCAUCUGUAUGGGCAGGGGUAUGUUACGUCACAGCAAUCACCUCCUCAGCAGGGACUAAAUCCGGAUGACUUCUCAAGUUACUCGUAUGAGCAGACGCAGCUGCCUAUGCAGCGGGGUGGGUCGGAGUAUGAUAUCCAUAGUCAGGUCUAUAGGCCUACUAAGGAAGAAGUGCACUCGCAUGCGCAGAAGCAUGCGCAUAAAGCGAUGAAGGCGCCUGGGGAGCGGCCGCAUAAGAUUGAAGAUAAGGCGCAUAAGAUGGAGGGCGGAGUGAAUCGGUUCUUGAAGAGGUUAGAGAAGAAACUCGGUUGA
Penicillium odoratum is the source of this 1458-nucleotide messenger RNA. RefSeq lists its product as uncharacterized. The record is from RefSeq and is a predicted model, not a curated record. The coding region runs from base 1 to 1458 and encodes 485 amino acids. Lineage: Eukaryota; Fungi; Ascomycota; Eurotiomycetes; Eurotiales; Aspergillaceae. The transcript is spliced from 2 exons.